AUGGCCAGCCAGAUGCUGCCUGACUAUUUAUGCUCCUUCGAAUUAAAUGUAUAUAAUAUUAUGAUAUUACAAGGAAAGCGCAAUCAAAUGAUUCGAUGCCCCUUAGCUUCAUCAUUUCUAAGCAAAAGCACGAUGCAAACCCGUAUCUAA
Molecule: messenger RNA, 150 nt
Organism: Plasmopara halstedii
Lineage: Eukaryota; Oomycota; Peronosporomycetes; Peronosporales; Peronosporaceae
Exons: 2
Coding region: 1-150 (49 amino acids)
Source: RefSeq, a predicted model, not a curated record